AUGAGCGUCUUUAAGACUUCCGCAACAGAUCGAAGCACUGCCGAAAGUGCUCUCCUCGAGCAUGUGGACAAUCGCCGAGUCAUGUUCGAGUACAACAGUCAGAAGGCAAUACUCUGGUUACGACCUUAUAUGACAUACGGCAGACUCGCCGAACUGCUUGGAGCGAUUUUUGGCAUUCCACGGGAUCACAAAAUUACAUUCAUUUUUAGCGCUGGUACCGAAUCUGUCACGGGUGUGGCUGAUUCCAAGUCACCGCAAGUGAAUAUGGAAUUCGCCACAGCUCGUUUGCCAGGUGUCGUGCUACUCACCUCUUCACCGCAGACAUCCUAA
Molecule: messenger RNA, 330 nt
Organism: Cooperia oncophora
Lineage: Eukaryota; Metazoa; Nematoda; Chromadorea; Rhabditida; Trichostrongylidae
Source: the annotation of a GenBank genome assembly